This is a messenger RNA of Fonticula alba, 282 nucleotides long. RefSeq lists its product as hypothetical. NCBI's taxonomy places the organism in Eukaryota, Rotosphaerida, Fonticulaceae. Bases 1 to 282 code for a protein of 93 amino acids. The transcript is spliced from 2 exons. The record is from RefSeq and is a predicted model, not a curated record.
AUGGGGAAAGGCCCCGGUGGCGGUGAACUCGCCGCCUUCGACUUCCCCUCCCUGCAGACCGGUGGUCUUUUCUCCUUCACCGAUCUCAAUGCCCCGGACUACAUGGGCCUGCUGCCCAUCACCUCGGCCGCCUUCACCCUCAUCUCCAGUGAGCUCAACUCCUCCGGUGGCCACUCCGCCAACCGGACCGUGAUGCGCACGCUUGCCAUCGCCACCGCUGGCUUCACGGCCUGGUUCCCCUCGGUGCGUGGGCAUCCACCAUGGUCCCUCCCGAUUUUUUGA